AUGCACUGCCAGUUAUUCUUUAGUAUUCCACGUAAAGUGCAACUAUCUUUGGCACGAACAAAGGUUCCCCCAACUGAAUUAUUCCCACCAGAGGAACCACCCCGCCGUCGCUCUCGACGGCAACUUAUAUUUGCUGAUGCCACCACACAGAUACCCCCAGAGGAGUUCCGUCGGCAGAUAGAAAAUCCUGCAACACAAACUCAACCACUGUCAAAAAUUCUGAUUCAGGAUCCAAGACAGAGCAGAAUAAUGCCAAUUGAACUCUUCACCAGACCAGGCUACCAAACAAGAGAAACAACAUUAAAGUCACCAUGGCAUCUUCUUUCAGGGCCUCUUCCGCCUGCACACCUACAGGAACUCUGGACUCGGUGUGCAGUUGUGACCCCAAUUGACCACACAACUAAGCGAAAACGUUUAACUGAAGAGGAGGAAGAAAGUGAAAUAGAAAUUUUCUUCGGAGACCAAGAGCCAAGCAUUCCUCCAUUGGAAAUAACUGUUCCACCUGGGGUCCUGGAAGCUUCGGGUGAGGAGAGGUCACACAGCAUCACUCCUCCAGAGGCAGGACGAUCACCAGCAGAGUCUGUGCUCUCAAGAGCUGAAAGUCACCUACCAGUUCUAGAGGACAUCCCAGAAGAGAUCUCUAUGCCAGAGCAACCUGAGAUGUUGGUAGAGGAGCCAUUGACGCCAGAAAACCUAUACAGGCUUAUUGCACAACUUAUUGAACAAUAUGGGGAAACGUACUUAGACCAGCUGGUUCCACCUGGAUCUCCUCGUCGAAUGGCCUGCAUGGCGUUCAGCACCAUACUGGAAAUUGUGGUCAAGCAACUAGUCACACUGCAUGGUAGAGUUGCCAGUCGUAUGUGUGCUCAAAUUAUAUGA
Messenger RNA from Polypterus senegalus (gray bichir), 879 nucleotides. It is a transcript of the gene rec8b, whose product is annotated as REC8 meiotic recombination protein b. NCBI's taxonomy places the organism in Eukaryota, Metazoa, Chordata, Cladistia, Polypteriformes, Polypteridae. The coding region runs from base 1 to 879 and encodes 292 amino acids. The transcript has 9 exons. The record is from RefSeq and is a predicted model, not a curated record.